This is a messenger RNA of Bombus impatiens (common eastern bumble bee), 2194 nucleotides long. RefSeq names its product synaptic vesicle membrane protein VAT-1 homolog-like. The transcript has 7 exons. Gene Ontology annotation, molecular function: oxidoreductase activity. The coding region runs from base 287 to 1705 and encodes 472 amino acids. Lineage: Eukaryota; Metazoa; Arthropoda; Insecta; Hymenoptera; Apidae. The record is from RefSeq and is a predicted model, not a curated record.
UGCCACUGUGGCGGAAAAUUGCGCAGAACAACGUUAGCUCUCGUCGGGUGCAAACGUGCUAGCGGUCUUGAUUAACGCGGUAGGGAUACAGAGAGAGAGAGAGAGAGGACUCAUUGAGGCAUUUUCCUUCUUUCUUGCUCCUGUCUGUUUUUUCAUUAAUUAUUAAUACAAAGGCAAAAGAACCCUUCGUGGUCGUUCUAUUGAAAAAGAAGUUACGCGCUUCUAGCGAGAAAAAGGAGCGAUAGAGCUACGUUUUUGAGUAGAGCGAAAGAAAUCGAGAGGAAAGAUGGCAGAGGACAAGAACGAGACAAGCCCGAGCGCCGAGGGUGAAAAGCCACCUCAGGAAGCGACGCCGUCUAAGCAAGAGAAAGAAGAGCCAAAGGAAAGCAAAGAAGAAGAAAAGAAAGUCGAAGAGAAUGGCGACGGUGAUAAUAAACCGAAGGAGAACGGCGAGGAGAAAUCCACGCCAGAGCCGAAGGACAUGCGGGCUAUUGUACUGAAUGGUUUCGGCGGAUUGAAAAGUGUCAAGGCUUUGAGGAAGCCCGAGCCCACCCUCGCGGAGGGAGAGGUCCUCAUCAGAGUCAAAGCAUGUGGAUUGAAUUUCCAAGAUCUGAUGGCCAGACAGGGCGCUAUCGAUUCCCCACCAAAAACUCCUUUCAUUAUGGGAUCCGAGUGCGCAGGUGACAUCGAGCAAGUUGGCGAGGGCGUGGAGAACUUUAAAGUGGGCGAUCGAGUGGUCGCACUUCCUGAUCACAAGGCGUGGGCAGAGCUCGUCUCCGUGCCGGCCACCUCCGUUUUCGCGCUACCAGCCGGGAUGAGUUACCUCGAUGCAGCGGCAAUCACGAUGAACUACACUGUUGCUUACAUACUGCUGUUCGAACUGGCCAAUUUGACGCCUGGAAAGAGUCUCGUGCUUCACAGCGCCGGCGGUGGUGUGGGUCAGGCAGUGGUCCAGCUGGCCAAGACCGUGAAAGACGUGACCAUCUUUGGUGUGUGCAGUAAAUCAAAGCACGAAGCCCUGAAAGCAGCUGGCACCAUCGACCACCUCUUGGAACGAGGCACAGACUAUAGCAACGAAGUCAGGAAGAUCUCCCCAGAGGGCGUAGACAUCGUUCUGGAUUGCCUUUGCGGCGAAGAAUGCAACAAGGGUUACGCUUUGUUGAAACCAAUGGGGAAAUAUAUCCUUUAUGGAUCGAGUAAUGUGGUCACCGGAGAGACUAAAAGCUUCUUCUCGGCAGCGCGAUCAUGGUGGCAAGUAGACAAGGUAUCCCCCAUCAAACUGUUUGACGAGAAUAAAACUCUGUCUGGGUUGAAUCUGCGCCACUUGAUGUAUCAACAUGGUAGCCACGCGUUCGUGCGACGAGCAGUAGAACGAGUGUUCGCCUUAUGGAACGAUGGUCAAAUAAAGCCUAUGGUAGAUUCUACGUGGGCUUUGGAGGACGUCCCGGAAGCCAUGCAGAAGAUGCAUGACCGUAAGAACAUUGGUAAGAUCGUGCUGGAUCCGAGUCUCGAGCCAAAACCGAAGCCAGCCACCCCAGCCAAAGGAAAGACGAAGGAUAAAAAGGCGGCCAGCCAAGAAAGCCAAGAGAAAAAAGCGACGAGCGUUGAAUCCGAGGAGGGGGAGAAGAAGAAAGAGCCUGAACUGACAAAUGGAACAUCCGAAGACAAAUCCGAUAGCGAUUCUAAAGAAAAAGAAUCGAGCUGAAUUAGCGGCGCUAGCUAAUUUUAAUAUACGUAUAUACAUAAAAAUACAUAUAUAUAUAAAAAAUGUAAAACACUGAUAUCUCCCGUGAAGAUCAAGAAUUUUGCAGAUAAGUACUCUAUUAUUCCUCACUAUCCAGAGAUCUACUACGUUUGUUGCGCUAUACGACGCUUGAUUAUUAUGUGACGAAUAUCCAUAAAGUAUCAUCAUGCUAUGCUGAUGACGAAUUAAUUUGGAAAAAGAAAACAAAAAAAGCAAGACAACAAAAACAGAAACGAAAAAUAAGGAUUUCGAAAUAUUUAGUUUGUCAAAUUCAACCAAAAAAAGAGAAAAGAAGGCUCGUUUCCCCAGAAUUCAUCUGCAUGCCUCUCUCCUCCCGUCUGUUUGCGCUGAAAGAAUUCUUCAGUGGAAUUCACGAGUGAAAGAGUGGGCGUGAAAAUACACGUACAGGUUCAUUCAUGUAUGUGAACCAGAGGGAAACAAAAGUAAAAA